Messenger RNA from Rhineura floridana, 5757 nucleotides. RefSeq names its product coiled-coil and C2 domain containing 2B (gene CC2D2B). The transcript has 37 exons. Gene Ontology annotation, cellular component: ciliary transition zone. The record is from RefSeq and is a predicted model, not a curated record. Gene Ontology annotation, biological process: protein localization to ciliary transition zone; non-motile cilium assembly. NCBI's taxonomy places the organism in Eukaryota, Metazoa, Chordata, Lepidosauria, Squamata, Rhineuridae. Bases 1045 to 5583 code for a protein of 1512 amino acids.
UGUCAGCAGGUGAGCCCUUACGAGCUGUUGCAAGGCGCAGAGAACAGCUGAACUCCUCAGGCCUCAAAGAGCAGCCUGGUAAAGCAAUUCUUCCUCCACCUGACUUCCAGAAACAACUAUGAAGAGAAUGAACCUGUCUUAUUGGCAGGUUGGAGGAAGAGCUAUCCUAGCAACCAGACGCUGAGGGACCGAUUCCUGCUCUCCUACGAAGCACCAGCAGCCCUCCACGUCGUGUACAAGUAAAAAAAGGAACGCCAUAGACUUCAUAGGAAGCCCCAACUCCCCUUCGGCAAAACACUGAGGUGAGGGACCACAGCGCCGGCCCUCCAGAAGCAAGGGGAUGUAUAACCAUCUAUCCACCGAACCCUUCGGACCAAGAAGCUCCGUGUGGUAUAAACAGCCAAAGCAAGUUUCUCAAGGGACCAGCGGUUGGGUAAAGGCCGCAGGCGGCUAGGACCGUGACAGCUCCUACCCUCAGAAACGAAUUUCUUCCCAGAAAAAAGCGAACGGACCCAGCAACCGGGAACCUCCCAGAACGCUUUUGUACUGCGCAUGCUCCACCACCGGUCAGAGCAGCAGGCGCAUGCCCACUGACGAUCGGAGCUCGGGCCUCCUCAUGCGCAUGCUCAAGGGACAGUUUGGCCCGCUUGGGGAGGGAAGGUUCGGAUUAGGGAGGAGCACAAAGCAUUAAUAUGCCGGUUCUGCUAAAAAAAAAAAGUUCUGUCAUAAGGUUGGCGCCGUUUUCAGGAUUGCGAAGUGACAAUGUGUAGGCUUGUUUUGCUAACGGUAAAACGGUUAUGGUAUAAACCAGAUUGCAAGAGCUCUAGAGCAGUUUCUCCUCCUCCUUUGCCUCAACGAAGUAGAGUGGGAGCGGGAGCGGGAGGAAAACGUCUACUAAGGAGACGGUUCGUCCGCUUCUUUCAGGAGUAAACGGCCGCAGACCGGUGAAGAUUGCCUGGCAGUGUUGGCUAUCAGGGUAGGAUUUAGCUAGUCAGGACUGAAAGAAAGGGUUUUAAGUUGCUCCAAUUUCUGAAGGAAACGGAAAUGGAUUCUGACAAAGAAUUCGUUUUUCUGUCCAGUAAUAUUUCUAAGAAAGGAGAUGUUCAGGAAAAAGUUACAAGGAAAAAUAAAUCUUUACAGAAAAGAAUUACUAGAAAAAAGCAAACUGAAGAUGACAUACGCGUUGAUCAAGUACAAAAAGAAGCAGCCCUGGACCAAAAUCUACAGGAAGCUUUGGCUGAAGUAGAAAAACAAAGAUUAACUGAAGCAUUACGAGAUAGAGUAAGAGAGAAGUUGAGAACAGUCAAGGGGGAAGGCUCAACCAGUUUAAAAGGCUCUUAUUUUCAUCACCAAAUGGAGGACAUCAGAAAAAAGAAGUCAUGUGCUGAAUAUGGGAAGUCUGCUACACAAGAAGAAAAAUCUUAUGGCAAACUGUAUUCUGAUACUAAAGAAUAUCAAAAGAACUUUGAAGUGAGCACUGAGAAUGAAGUCUCCAUAGAUGAGAGCUUUACAUUUUUUACAUCAACGUUUGAAGAUCACUCAAAGGUGAAAGAAACUGAUCAAGUCGUUGGCCAGAAAUCAAUACAUGACAGUCUUCAAAAUGCCUGUGCCUUAAAUGAACAAGCCCCAUUGCUUGACCAUGUGAAAGAAAUACUAUUGCCAGAAUUGCUUGAAGUAAAACCGCCUGAGUAUGAAUGCAGUAACCUCGAUAAGAAAAAGCAAUGGGACCAACAACUUUUUGUGCCAAGCACUUCCCCAGUUAUACACAGCUGUAAGCUACCAAACAAUAUGUUGCCACGAUUCUUAGAAGAUGAAGGAUUUUAUAUUCCAAGAAAGCCUUAUAUUUCUAGGAAUACAUACUACAAAAUGGAAAAUCGUCUUCUUCAGCAAGAUGGGGGGAAAAACUGGUUUGAAGAAAGUGGAGAAAUAAUGUCAUUACCUUCUCCAAUCAAACAAUCAAGACAUUGCAGAAUGUCUUUUCCUGUUACAAUUGACCUGCAAUUAAAGACAACAUAUAGGAAGGCAAUGCAACCUGAACUUGAAAACUGCAUCAUAACUAAGUCAGAAGACCAGAAUGAAAUUUAUCAACUAGAUCUUAACAUAUCAAGUAUUGUGUUCAGCCAUCAUUCUCUUUUCAAUUGUGAACAGGUAUUGGCUACCAGGUUGCUUGAUCUGUAUGAAUGCUUUCAAAAAAGACAGCAGCAAAAUGUUACUUACUUGCUAUCUGAAAAACUCAAAGCAUUAGUAAGUGCCACAAAACUAGUGGAAAGUAACUUGAAAACAAGCCAUCUGACCACAAAAAGUUUAAAGGAUUACAGAUCACAAAUAAGGAAUACUAAAAUAUUACACGAUAUAGAAUGCCAAAGAGAUAAUUCUUUAAUAAGAAGUAUGCUGAAAGUAUGGAAACAAAUAAAAUGUGUGCGGAGACAGCAAGGAUUUAUCAGUACAACUGUAAAGCUGCAAUUUCAAAGGCUGGCAUAUAACUCAGAAUUGGAUGAAUACAAAGCCAAAAUAUCAGAAGAGAAUGAAAAUGCUCUAAGAGAAGAAUGUGAUACUGAUUUAUCAAACAAAUUUUCUGCAACUGGAAGAAAACAGAAGGGAUGCUUGGAUUCAACUCAUGCCUUUCAAACCUCAACAGACAUCAGAGAGAUAAAUGAAUUUCUUUUUGUACCUCAUCUUACCUUUGUAACAGAAAUAACAGCAGCAAACAUGUGCCCCCUGGAUGAACAAAAGAGAAGAAAAAAAGUUAAAGUGGAGAAGUACUUUAUUAAAAUAUAUUACAACAAUAAAUUGGUCUCCUCUACUCCAGAAGCUGCUCUAUACCAAGAUUUUAAAGUAAUAUUUCAGCAAUUUUUUAGAAUUCAAGUAUUAAACUGGCCUGAAUCUCUUCAAUUAGAGAUUUUUGAAUCAAAUAAAAAACCGACUUUGCUGACCAAAGUGUACUUACCUCUUCCCAAUGACUUCAUAUUGAAAAACAAAGAUGUUUUGGAUGAGGCAGAAUUUAGCUGUGAACAACAAGUUAAACCUUCAGAUGGGGCAGUGGGAAGCAACGUAACUUUUUUCCUUGAUGAAAAUGAAAGAGAAAAACUAUGUAUUCUAACAUCAGGAAAACUAAUAUAUUCUUUAUCAUGGACAGCUGAUGACAAAGGAGUUCCUUUAGCACCCACGUUUCAACCUGCACAUGUUGCCUGCAAUAGUGUGCCAAGACAUAUCGAUUCAGAAAAAGGAACUGGAAUACGGUGGCAUUCUGGCACACAAAAACUUAUUGACUGGGCAAAAGAAGCCAAUAUUGAUCCGAAUAACCCUGACUAUUCAGAUUUGAUUGAGUUUAUUAUGUAUGCAAAAUCCCAGGAGCAAAAUGAAUUAAAAUACUUUCGUCUUGAACAGCUGCAAGAAGAAUUUAACUUUGUUACUUCAGAAGAGAUAACAAAUAGUAAACGUUUCCAGCUGUUGCACUUGAGAAGCUUAGGACAGUUAAAUUUCUACAGUUUUCAGCAAAUUCCUCUCUAUGACAGAGAGAUACCAGACACAGUCUUUCAGGAAUAUGGAAGUCAAUUAGAAAAUGACAUGUUGAUGACAGAUGUGGAUCCUAUUUCUGCACAAAGGAAUAGUUCGGCCACUUUUGUUAGGAUGAUGAGAAAACAAGCUACAAAGCGAAUUGUGACCAUUAGACACAAGUUUAAUUUAUCAGAUAUUGUGAAUGAUUAUGAAGAAAUUAUAUCUAUGAGUCAAUUGAGUAACACAAUUUUCAAGUUAGGUGAACGCAGAAGACAUUUGAAACCACAAAGGAAGGAGAGACGGAAGGUUCCAGCGCAGGCUAUUUCUGAUGGAGAUGUGAAACUUCUCAUCAGAAUACUGAGAGCUUAUAAUAUUCCUACAAGAAAGGCACCACCAAAUAAGGUUGAAGUUGCUCAUUCACCAUCUUAUUUACCAAAUCGUAUGUCCCGAGGUAGAUGCAUUUUGUCAGGAAAUUCAACCUGUUCAGCUGAUCCUUUAUGUGAGGUAACUGUCCACCCUUUUGUAGAAGUUACUUUCCAGAACACAGUUUAUCAAACUAGCACUGCGGAUGGCUCUCAUCCAUGUUGGAAUGAAGAACUGCAAGUUGAUUUUGUCUCUCCAGGGCAUGAUUAUACUUUUUCAGGGCUAUCUAAAAUAAAAGACAACAUAAAUAUUAACAUUUUUGAUGAAUUUGUGAUUGAAAAGCAUGAGGACACAUGUCCAAAAAACUGCAGUGGUCAUUCCUAUGUAAGAAAGAGUUGGCUUGGAUCAGUUAUGUUUCCUUUCUCUACUCUUCUGGAACAAUCAAAGAUCUGUGGUACAUUUCAAGUAAAUAUGCCACCAGUUUUACUUGGAUAUACUUGGAGUAAGACAUAUGUACCUCCCAAAGAAGAAUGUCAUGGGCAGAACUUGAAGGAAUAUACCUUUUUAACCAUCUUUGCCACUAUUGAACCUCAACUAUCUUCUGCUGAAAAUAAUUUAGAAUCAGAUAAGUUUGUAGAUCAUGAAGAUGAAACACUGUUGCAAAGAGCAUACAUAUUUAAGCAAACGUGCAAAGCAUUGUUUCCAAAGAGGAGAAUAAUAACCGCAGUUUUUAACAAUCAAGGAAGAAAUAUUUUAGUAACAAAGUACAUUACUUCUUUGAAUCCACCUCAGCUAUUACUAGAUAUAUAUCCUGAUGAGCCUAACUCAGCAUCCGAUCUUAUAUCACGAUUUGUGUCUUUAAUUCCUUGCAUAUCAGAGACUGUGGAUGAAAAUGAUGAUGUUGAUCUUUGGAUGACAUCAGAGUAUUGCCUGAAACUUGGUAUUGGUAAUAAGGAAGAGCAUGCAGUGCUGCUAUGUAACUACUUUCUGCAUAUUGGGAAAAAAGCAUGGGUACUGUUGGGAACAUCUGUGUUAGAAGGGAAAGUAGCUUACGUAGCAACACAGGACAAUGGAGAAUAUUUUUUGUGGAAUCCACUGAGUGGCCAGUGCUAUAAGCAAUUUGAUGCAUUUUGCCCCCUACAGAGUGCUGAUUGCUUAAUAAGCUGGGAAAAUGUAUGGUUCAACAUACAGCAGAACAGUUCACCAAUGUGUGUCAGUUUUGAUAUUUCAAAGGAAAGCUUUUGGAAACAAUUCCUCCCAUACAAUGCUCAGUAUUUAAAAAUACAGACUGUACAGCCAGAAGAACUAUGUUAUGUCCCAACUGAUGAAAGUUUGGUGGUAGAGCUACAAAAUAGGAUUGAAAAGACUUUAAAAAAUAAAAUUAUGGAAUGGCGAUCUCAACAACCAACUCGGUGGCAUCGACAGUGUACCAGUGUCUUACGACAAAUUCUCUUGAAGUUAGAAUUUAGAAAUGAACAGACAAUUAAAGAAAAAGAAGAAAAUUAUUUGGAGGCUUUCCAGGAACUUUAUUGGGUUACAGGAUUUCCUAUACAGAUGCCAUAUUUAGAUCUACAGUCAAUAACUGAGGCUGUUUAUCAGACAGGAAUUCAUUCUUCAGAUGUUCCUAACACAGAAUUUGCUCUUGCUGUGUAUAUUCAUCCUUACCCAAAUAAUACAUUAUCUGUCUGGAUCUACUUAGUAUCUUUGGUCCGCCAUCAGUAAGCAGCAAUGAGUCACAAACCUUCAGGAAUCAGGUACUUAGUGCAGCCAUGAGAUGCUUGCUGGUUGUGAUGCCUGAAUUUUCUUAUAUCACAAGAAAAAACUUAGUAAGUUAUAUCUUAAGAUUCAUAUUGCUUUUACAGAGACUGUUAAAUGCUCCUCAUAUAUUGCUUAGUA